AUGAGUAAGCCCACACCAGCUCUAACCGGUACCUCUCAACCUCUUGCACAAGCCCCAGGAACCCAUGGGGAAAGGUCCGGCCACCAGGCACUCGCAUUCGAGCCCCAACCCCAGGCCUGGCUCCAGGGUCAGCGUGUGUGUAAGGCUGGAAAGGGGAAGCCAUGUUACAAACUCGCCUACUUCUCUGAGCUCCGGCGGCGGCUGAACUUCGUGGAGGCCGAGCUGGCGUGCAGACGGGAUGGGGGUCAGCUGCUGAGCAUAGAGUCCGAAGCCGAGCAGCGGAUCAUAGAGCAGCUCAUCACGGACCUCCGGCCCACCGAUGGAGACUUCUGGAUCGGCCUCCGGAGGGACCACGGGGAUGGGGACAGCAGCACCGACUGUUCUCCUCAGUACUACUGGCUGGACGGCAGCAAGUCCACUUACAGAAACUGGCACUGGGAUGAGCCAUCCUGUGGGUACGAGGUGUGUGUAGUCAUGUACCACCAGCCCUCUGCUCCCCCCGGCCUUGGAGGACUCUACAUGUUUCAAUGGAAUGAUGACAACUGUGAAACUAAGAACAAUUUCAUCUGCAAAUACACUUCAGAGCAACCAGUGGAUGCGUCACCUUCACCCAACACUACACAAUCUGACCUUGUACCAUCUGUGCUACCCUGGAACCCAAGUGAGCACAACAGUGACCAGAGUACAGCUUUGAAUCUGGUUUACGUCAUCAUCCCCACCAUCCCUUUGAUACUGCUAUUCCUCACUGUGAUGGGCGUUUGUUGCUUCAAAAUGUUUGGCAGAAGGAGGACUCAGCAGAAGUCUGAAGUGUGCCAGACCGAGCCAGGCAUUUGUCCCAGUCCUGCUUCGACUAAUGUCUACAAUGUCAUUCACUCACAGAAGGAGGAUGAUCUGGUCUCCACCCGCCCGCACACCAAGAACACCUCUUUUUUGGGCUCUUCUCCAGACACUCCGACUGGAGACUAUGAUAACUUGGGAGGUCGAGACACAGAGAGCGGCUUUGUUACAUUAGCCAGUACAGAGAGCUGCUUUCUAAACUUCGAUGCCAACGACCUAAGCCUUGGACGUCGUGGCAACUUCUACGACACCAGUUUGGGGCGUCCUGUCAAGAGGGACAUAAAUGGGAGCAGUCUGGGGCGAUCCACGGGGCAUAGGGAGUUUUAUGAUAGGAGCUUGGGUCGUCGUACAACCAAGAGUGAGCAUUAUAGCAGCAGUGUGUAUCCAGUCCCUGAUUUGUAUGACACCAGUCUCUUUGAUUCGAAACUCAGGCCUCCCAUUGUGAAAGCCGACUUGUAUCAAACAUACAUGAACAAUGGCAAGGAGGAGACUUUCCAGAGCAGCCUGGGCACUUAUGGGCGCCGCAAAUCCUACCAAGCAAAUGUGGACUACAGAAGUGGGCUGAAUCUAGACAAUGGGAGGAGAUACUUGGACUGGAUCAACAGAGAGAACUAUUAAAUAACACAUCAGCGGCUUUACUUUUUGGAACUCAAAUAUAUACAGUAAAAGUAUA
Messenger RNA from Periophthalmus magnuspinnatus, 1510 nucleotides. Its product is annotated as layilin. Bases 1 to 1455 code for a protein of 484 amino acids. The record is from RefSeq and is a predicted model, not a curated record. NCBI's taxonomy places the organism in Eukaryota, Metazoa, Chordata, Actinopteri, Gobiiformes, Gobiidae. Gene Ontology annotation, molecular function: hyaluronic acid binding. The transcript is spliced from 7 exons.